AUCAUCUUUCCUUCUUCUUCUUCUUCUUCUUCUUUUCUUCAUCUGAUAACCUAAUUCUUCUUCUUCUUCUUGUUCUUCAUAAUCAUGUCGAAAGUGACAGAUAACGGUGAGUUUUGGCUUCCAAAUGAUUUCCUCAACGAUGAAGACAUACGCAUGACUGGUUCCAAGCUUAAAAGAGACAUCUAUGGUUCAACUCAGCAUUUUCCGACUGCUUUUGACUCUUUUAGGAACUCCCCUUUUGAAUCUCUUUUCAGUUCAACAGAAACAGAGAGUGAUGAGGAAGAGUCACUUGAAUGGUUGAAUCGAAAAAUCUCUUCAUCUUCUCUACAAGAUGAUUUGUGGGCUUUUCGCCAUGAGAAUAUUAAGAAGAGGGAUUGCAUGGAGAAACUAUCUCGAAGUGGGUUUUCCGGUAUACCCAAGUGUGCUGCUCCGGUGGCGCCGCCGCCGUUAGUUGACCGGAGUGAUGCGGCAUGGGAUAUUCUUUAUGAAGCGGCUAAGGAUCUUGCUAGAAUGCGUUUACUUGAAGAAGCUCAUGGGUUAUAUGAAAACAGGGGAUUAAGGAAUCACGGCCAUGGAUUUAAUACUUUAAAGAGGCAGAACUCUGAUUUCGGGGCGGGAUUUAAUGAGUACAAGCAACUUCAACUUGCUCAGUUUAUGCAGAUGCAACAACAUCAACAAAUGAUGAAGCAACAGCAACAACAACAGCAUCAGCAACAGGAAAAUGGUAUUUGGGGAAGAAAUGAUAAAACCGGUGGUGUAUACCCAAAUAAUCAUCAAACCCGACAAGUUAUUCAGAACAGAAUGCCUAUUCCCGACAGAAACAACCCUGUUUUGCAUCAGAUUAAACCAAACCAACCUCUGCCACAAUCUGGUUCAGGAAUGAGGGCAGUCUUCCUUGGCGGCAACACCGGUCCAAAACGUGAAUGCGCCGGCACAGGAGUUUUCCUCCCACGUCAGGCAGGUAGUCCAGCUGAUACCCGAAAGAAACCUGGUUGUUCCACUGUUUUACUUCCUGAUAGAGUUGUUCAGGCUUUGAAUCUGAAUCUUGAAGCCAUGGAAAUGAAAACCCAUAACCAAUCUCGCCCAAACAUGUCCAUUCCUGCUCAUUAUGGGGGUUAUCGUGGAGAUGUUCUUGUUAAUCAGAAAGGAAGCAGCAGCAGCAGCAACAGUGUUACAGGGAAGACAACUGUUAAUCAGGAAAUCAGUCUUCCACAAGAGUGGAUCUACUGAAGAAGAUGAAGAAGAAUAGUUAACCCCCCUUUUUUGCAUGGGUUUGGUUGAUAUAAUAAAUACUAGUACUAAUGGGGUGGAUUUUGAUUUUUGUAAGCAUGGGGAGGAACUUUGUUAAUGAUUUAGUGAUAAUACUGAAAAACCCUAGAAUAGUUAGUGGCGGAUAAGUGAAAGAAAGAAAUACUCUAUCUACAGUCUAUAAACAGGUUGAAGAUGAUGAUGAUGAUGAUUGAUGAAAAAUGAAGAACAGUUUUUGGUGGGUUUUUAGAUAUUUUAGAUAUAUGAUCCCUGAAUCUCUAUAAUUGUUAUAAUAAGGGCUUUUGUUGUUUGUUUUAAAUUGAUUUGUUUUUAUGCUAAUGUUAUUAUGAUUGUAUUUCUUUAUAAUGUAUUUUUUUGUGAAUGUAAUAAAUCACUGCCAAAGAUAAUAAUAACUAAUUUAAAAUUUCUACUU
Messenger RNA from Impatiens glandulifera, 1681 nucleotides. RefSeq lists its product as uncharacterized. The record is from RefSeq and is a predicted model, not a curated record. NCBI's taxonomy places the organism in Eukaryota, Viridiplantae, Streptophyta, Magnoliopsida, Ericales, Balsaminaceae. Bases 85 to 1230 code for a protein of 381 amino acids. The transcript has 5 exons.